Molecule: messenger RNA, 2379 nt
Organism: Fusarium sp. VM40
Lineage: Eukaryota; Fungi; Ascomycota; Sordariomycetes; Hypocreales; Nectriaceae
Source: the annotation of a GenBank genome assembly
AUGCCUGACGCUCAGCCAUCUUCCCGUAUCAAGUGCAACGGCCAAAGGCCCUCGUGCAUCAAUUGCCAGACAUACGAGAAAGAAUGCGUCUACGAGCCCGUGCCUGACGUAAACAAGGCCGAAGGUCGGCAGAGGCACCAGCGCCUCAAGAGUAAGAGCCGGAGCGUCAAGGCCCGUACCGCGUCUCCCAGCGUAGUCGGCCAAUCGCGAGAAGGCGAGGCUGCGUCUUCGGUGGCCGACAGUGAAGCAGCCAGCCUGCCCGAUGAACGUAGCCAACAGACGCAGAUAGGUCGUGAUCGUGAUGGAGGCACAAAUCCUCGUCGCUCGUGGGAUCCCACUGACUCCGCCGCAAGACCCAUGGAUCCAGGUGUUGCCCGCGUGCUAGUUCAUGCAAAUGGAGAGUCGAGCUAUCACGGCCGAACGAGUGCUUUGUUUGAGGAUAACGCCCAGGAGAGGCCUGUUGAGCAGGAGGUCCAGCCCCGUAUGCCUGAUCAUUGGGUAGAGCGCGGUCUUAUCGCCGAGGCUGCUAAGCAACGCCAAUUGGAGGAUAUUCAGUACAGCAAGGGACAGCUCGACUUUGACGGUGUCGAUCCUGACCUGGGCAUGCAUCUCCUUUCUCUUCACUGGAACCGUCAACAUCAUUCGUUUCUUAUCACCUACCGGCCCGCGUUCAUGCGGGACAUGGCCUGUGGUGGUCCCUAUUUCUCAAAACUCUUACUCAACGCCAUCUACUUUGGAUCAUCCAAGUUCAGUCCCCGACUUGAGGUCCGGAAGGAUAUCAACGAUGUACGGACAGCAGGGUGGAGGUAUCGCGAGAGGGUGCGUGAGUUGCUGGGUGGUUCCCUAGAUAGGAGCGACAUCACCACCAUCCAGGCUUUGCUGGUCAUGACCAACUCUCUAUUUGCGCUGGGAGACGAGAGAAGUGCGGCGUGGUUAUAUGCUGGACUGGCCUUUCGCAUGCUUAUUGACCUUGGUUUACAUGUUGACUUGACGAAUUCCCAACUCUUUUCAGAUGAAGAUCUCGAGAUACGCCGUCGAGUAUUCUGGGGAGCCUUCGUGGUUGACAAGAUCCAAAGCCUGUACCAAGGGCGCCCCGUGACCCUCAAAGACGCCGACGCAAUGGUGCCCAUCAAAUUCAUCGACACAUACUCGGAGCUGGAAUUCUGGCAGCCGUUUGCCUACUCAACGUCCAAGAACGACUACUCGGGUUCGCCGGCCUACAGCAUCUCCACCUUUACUGCACUAUGCAAGCUGUCUAUCGUUAUGAGCGAGGUUCUGAGCUCCAUCUACACCGUACGAACCUCGGACCAGAGCCCAGAUGAGCUGUCUCAAGUGCUGGAGCGACUUCAGCGAAAGUUGCGCGAGUGGCAGACGUCUUUGCCUGAUCAUCUCAAGCCUGAAGCGGCGAAUGGGCCUGGUGCUACUGUUCCUCCGCCUCAUGUUUUGAGUCUACACGCUAUGUACAAUGUGCUUGUGAUCCUCCUGCAUCGCCCCUUCGUGGCAGACGGGCAUCUAUACAACACCUUCCGCUCAAUAUCAGUCGACUCGGUGAUAAAAUGCUCAGCAGCAGCAUCCAGCAUCUGCAGUCUCCUACGCGCCUACCACCGAGCCUUCUCAGUGCGUCGCGCGCCAUAUCUCAUCUCAUACGCAACCUACGUCGCUGCCACAAUCCACUGCCGCAUUGCCGCCAAGAAUGGCAAAGAGUCUGCAGCUUAUGUCAAUCUGAUGACGUGUCUGGCCGUGUUUAAAGAGAACCAGGAGACCAAUUCAGCAGUGCAAAAAGCAGCCGUGAUUAUUCACAGACUCAUGAGCAAAUACGGCGUCGUGGUAGACGACCUCCCCGAUGACGCGCUCGAAGCCGAACCAGCCACGCGAUCGAGAGAACAGCAGCCACCACAACACCCCCAACGCACGCAGCAGCUUGGCUACGACAGCAGCCUCGGAAACAGCGGGAAUAGCCAAGACAACACACGCAGCCAAGAGCUGCAGCCAAUGGAAGUGGGCAGCGGCAGCAGCGCGGUGCCCUCACCCGGCUCCGACUGGAUCAACAUCGACGGCAUCAUCCAGAGCUUCCUCCGCGAGGGCGACUUUCAUACCGGCGAGUCCACUGCCUACGGGGCCAACAGCGCCUACGCGCCCCCCAAGAUACCUCAGGUCGACGGGGAGCACUAUCUCCACACGUCCACGUCCACGUCGGCCCAGCCUGUGUACUACCCCGCAAACUUUCCCGCGGGAAUGGCCAACUUUGCGCCGGAUAUGGAGGGCGGGAAUCAAUGGCAGCAGCCCUUCUGGCCGUCCAACCAAGACGCAGCGUUUCUCGAAGAUCCACUGUUUGGCUUCCAUGGGUCUUCUACUGGGGAGUUCCAGUUUGGGCGAUGA